AUGAAUUCCAACCAAAAUCAAUUGCCUUAUUCAAAAGAUAUAGAAACGGAGAGAAUGAAUACAACGUUGGAAACAUCCAUCAAUUCCAAAUCUCAUUCAUCCAUUCCAUCUUGUCCAAAUCAUGAUUCACAAUCAGAAACAAAUUCUUCAUUGAAUUUACCACCCAAGAGAUUGACUGUACCAAUUCAACAUGACAAUCUCUUUGAUUCCACACGACCUCGGAGUUGUAGAUCUCUUCCUCCGAAACCACUCAUUCGUAUUUCACAGUACGAAGUUGAAUAUUCCUCUGUAGAACAAGAAUUUCGAAGAGAAUUUUUGAAUUAUCAAUUAAGGGAAUAUAAAUUUCCUCAAAAAUCUUCAAUGAGGAAGACAAGUCGUUGUGAACAUGAUGUGGCUCUUCCUGAUCAGUUUUUAUGGGAUUUGAAACAUUCCAAGAGAAAAUAA
Naegleria lovaniensis is the source of this 444-nucleotide messenger RNA. RefSeq lists its product as uncharacterized. The transcript has a single exon. The coding region runs from base 1 to 444 and encodes 147 amino acids. The record is from RefSeq and is a predicted model, not a curated record. NCBI's taxonomy places the organism in Eukaryota, Heterolobosea, Eutetramitea, Acrasida, Naegleriidae.